CGGUAUAUUAAAUAUAUAUAAUUAAAAAUAAAAUACGAAUAUGUCAGCCCGAAAAAAUGUUCAAACUGGAUUUCAACCGGAUUCCGAUGUUUAUAUUACAUAUGAAGAUCAACAAAAAAUUAAUAAAUUUGCAAGGCAAAAUGCUAAAAUGGAUGAUUUAAAAGAAGAAUCAAAAAUUAAACAAAAUGAAUUAAAAAAUUUAGAAGAUGCAUGUGAUGAAAUAUCUCUUUUAGAUGAAGAUGCAAAAAUUCCGUAUCACAUUGGUGAAGUUUUUAUUUAUGAAGAUUUAGAAAGGACACAGAAUUACUUAGAUGAGAUUAAAGAGAAGAAAAAAAAGGAAAUCUCAAAUUUGGAAAGUAAAUGUAUUGAUUUAAAAAAUGUCAUAACUGACUUAAAAACAAAAUUAUAUGCAAAGUUUGGUAGCCGUAUAAAUUUAGAAGCAGAAGAGGAUUAAUUUAGUUAAAUAUCCAUAUAAUGCUUUUUAUAAUAUGAAAUAAAAUUUUUAUAUUAUUAUUGCCUCAUUUCUUCUAAUGCAUAUAAUAUAUCUAAGUUUAUAUACUUCUUGCUCAUCAUAUAUAUAAAAAUCAUAUAUAUCCAUAUGUUAAUUAAUUGUUAUUGUAUAAUAAACAACUAAUAAAUUA
Apis dorsata (giant honeybee) is the source of this 641-nucleotide messenger RNA. It is a transcript of the gene Pfdn4, whose product is annotated as prefoldin subunit 4. Gene Ontology annotation, cellular component: cytoplasm; prefoldin complex. The record is from RefSeq and is a predicted model, not a curated record. Bases 41 to 454 code for a protein of 137 amino acids. Gene Ontology annotation, biological process: protein folding. The transcript is spliced from 4 exons. Lineage: Eukaryota; Metazoa; Arthropoda; Insecta; Hymenoptera; Apidae.